Cloeon dipterum is the source of this 877-nucleotide messenger RNA. RefSeq names its product larval cuticle protein A3A-like. The transcript has 3 exons. NCBI's taxonomy places the organism in Eukaryota, Metazoa, Arthropoda, Insecta, Ephemeroptera, Baetidae. The record is from RefSeq and is a predicted model, not a curated record. Gene Ontology annotation, cellular component: extracellular matrix. Bases 120 to 749 code for a protein of 209 amino acids.
ACUCCCUCUCUUGCGGCCACGCCGGGACAUUUCUACAUUCAGCAAAAUUCAGAAAAAUUUCUUGGUAUAAAUACUGGGUGGUGGCUUUUACAGAUCACACUUGAACACACAAGCUCAACAUGUUCAGCAAGAUCCUCGCCCUCUCCGCCCUCGUGGCCGCUGCCUCCGCCGGUGUCGUCGGCCCCGCGCUGACCACCUACGCCGCCGCCCCCGCCUACUCGGCGUACGCUGCCCCCAUCGCCCGUGCCGCCUAUGCCGCCCCCGCCUACGGCUAUGCCGCCCCCGCCCUUGCCCGCGCUUCCUACGCCGCUCCCCUGGCUUAUGCCGCCCCCGUCGCCAAGGCUGUCGUUGCUGCCCCCGCUGAUUACGACGCGAACCCUCAGUACAGCUACGCUUACUCCGUGUCCGACGCUCUGACCGGAGACAACAAGGAACAGCACGAGACCCGCCAGGGAGAUGUUGUCCAGGGCUCUUACUCCCUCAUCGAGGCCGACGGCACCCGUCGCGUCGUCGACUACACCGCUGACCCCAUCAACGGAUUCAACGCCGUCGUGCACAAGGAGGCCGCCGUUUCCAAGGCUGUUGUCGCCGCCCCCGCCAUCGCUAAGGUCGCCGCUCCCCUGGCUUAUGCCGCCCCCGUCGCCCACGCCGCCUAUGCCGCACCCGCCUACGCUCGCGCCUACGCUCCCGCUGCGUACGCCCCCGCUGCGUAUGCCGCCCCCGCUUACGGCCGUGCCUACCUCGGUUAAACUUGUACAAAUUUCACCUGUUACACUCAUCUAAUUUAUUUGUGAAUAAUUCAUCUCUCAUAUUUUCGUGAAUUUUAUCACGAGCAUACAAGACUUUGAAUUGAAUAAAUGUAAACAUACAAACGAGA